AUGUUCUCCUCUUUGUCAACAGUCCAGAAUAAUGACGAUAUGGACCCCCCUUUGUCAAACGUCGUAGGGAAAGGCCACAUAUUCUCCUCUUUGUCAACAGACGAAAGAAUGACAGUAUGUCGAGAAGAUGACAAUAUACUCUCCCCUUUGUCAACAUUCGAGAAGAAAGACAAUUUGGUCCCCUCUCUCUCAACAGUUGUGAAGAAAAACAACAUGGUCUCCUCUUUGUUAUCAGUCGAUAAGAAAACAAUAUGUCGAGAAGAAAGACGAUAUGGUGUCCUCUCUUUCAGCAGUCUAGAAAAAUGGCAAUAUGGUGUCCUCUUUGUCAACAUUGGAGAAGAAAGACAAUUUGGUUUACUCUUUGUCAAAAGUCGAGAAGAAAGACAAUAUGGUCUCCACUGUGUCACCAAUCGAGAAGAAAAACAAUUUGGUCUCCUCUUUGUCAACAGUCGAGAAGAAAGACAACAUGGUCUCCUCUUUGUUAAUAGUCGUCAAGAAGAAAACAAUAUGGUCUCCACUUUGUCAACAGUCGAGAAGAAAUUCCAUAUCGUCUCUUAUUUGUCAACAGUCGAGAAGAAAGACGAUAUGGUCUUCUUUUUGUCAACAGUCGAGAACAAAGGCAAUAUGUUCUCUUUGUCAACAGUCGAAAAGAAUGACGAUAUGGUCUCCUCUUUGUCAACUGUGGAAAAAAUGACAAUUUGGUCUCGUCUUUUCGAGAAGAAAGACGAUAUGGUCUUCUUUUUGUCAACAGUUGAGAAGAAAGACGAUAUGGUCUUCUUUUUGUCAACUGCCGAGGAGAAAGACAAUCUGGUCUCCUCUUUGUCAACAGUCGAUUAG
This is a messenger RNA of Acanthosepion pharaonis, 837 nucleotides long. NCBI's taxonomy places the organism in Eukaryota, Metazoa, Mollusca, Cephalopoda, Sepiida, Sepiidae. The record is from the annotation of a GenBank genome assembly.